Messenger RNA from Carica papaya (papaya), 2112 nucleotides. RefSeq names its product AP2/B3-like transcriptional factor family protein. Gene Ontology annotation, molecular function: DNA binding. The record is from RefSeq and is a predicted model, not a curated record. Lineage: Eukaryota; Viridiplantae; Streptophyta; Magnoliopsida; Brassicales; Caricaceae.
GAUUACAGUAAGGAAAGACACCUUCGUACAUUGCUUAAAUCGCCAUAAAUAUAUUACUUUUAUUGUUAAAAUCACCUUUGAUUUGGUACUAAUGCAAAUCAUGGCAAACGAUAUUCUUUGUGAAGUAAGGAAGGAGUAGGGAGGAUGAGCUGGGAAAUUAACGGAGAUACGCGUGAUUAUUGGGGAGAUGAUCACAGGAGAGUGCAGGGAUUCUCUGCUGAGUGGAGCCCCCAAGUGCCAUGUGUUCGUUCUCCAUUGUUUAGCUUUGAGAGAAAGGGCUCGGCGUUUAAGACACCACCAAGCACGGUGCAAAAGCUCGGCGAUCAUAUAUAUCCGAGCCCUGCUUUUCGUCAUCAGUGCUUUGAGUGCAAAUAAGUUCAUUUGCAUGCCAGCAGCUCUUUCAGCAGUGGGGUUUCCGUGUGAAAUUUGUGAUCCAGUCCUUGCACUUACCCCUUACACAAAUCAAACAUAAUUUUAGCACUAAAGGGACAUUGUCUUGUUCGUUGAAGAACAUCAUAUGACCUGUUAGUUGAUGAAAAUGGGUGACACUUGCAAGAACUGCAGGAGUUGGGAAGAGGAGAUCUUCUGGACCCAUUUCCAGACAGUCCAUUUCUCUCAGUUUCUUCAUGCUGGUUUCAACCACCAGCUUGUAAGUUCUUUUUUGAUAUGGAAUAGCUUGAGAAAUUAUGCUCUUUCGUGGGUGUUGAGCCUAUGCCGGAAAAAUUUGCCACAAAUUUCAAAAAGAAACUACCAGAAAUUGUGACUCUCAAAGGUCCUAGUGGCGACACAUGGAAUGUUGGAUUGACAGAAAAAGAUGAUGCCCUGUUCUUUGAUCAUGGGUGGGAAAAUUUUGUUAAAGACCAUUUCCUAGAAGAGAAUGAUUUCUUGGUAUUCAAGUACAAUGGGGUCACCCAUUUUGAUGUAUUAAUAUUUGACGGACAGAGCAUGUGUGAGAAGGCUUCUUCAUAUUUUGUCAGAAAAUGUGGACAUGGAGAACAUGAGAGUGGAUAUAAUAUAAAAACAAAAAUGCCACUAAGUUCUGUCGAUAUUAUUCAUACCCCAUCUGCUGUUGAAGGCACUCCACGGAAGGCCACAAAUAUCCAGAAUGACACACCACCAAGAGAGCCUAUAAUCUUGGGAGCUUCUAACAAGAGAAUGAGAAGUGGAAACAAUUCUGUUAGAGAUCCUUACAACAGACAGAGAGGAAGACAUGAAUCUGAUGACUUCCUUGAAGAUGUGGAGAUCAAACCAGAUAUUGCGAACUUGUCCCUAAGUAGGAAGCUUUGUGAUAGCCCAGAGUUUUUGUCAAAACGAAGGCCUGUAACUGAAGAUGAGAAAAGGAAUGCUUUGCAUUUGGCAGAAGCUGCAACAACUGAUGAAGGUUUCUUUGUAGUUAUGCGCCCUACGUGUGUAUACAAGAAAUUCUUCAUGUCAAUACCUUCAUCAUGGGUGAUCAGAAAUCUUUCUCUGGAAAACCAAGAUGUGAUUCUACGAACAAAUGGAAAUAUGUGGUAUGCCAGAUUCAGUUGUUAUAAACCUCGCCACAGUGGAGGCCUUUUAGCUGGGUGGAAGAAGUUCGUUUUAGAUAACCACUUGGAUGAAUUUGAUGUAUGUGUGUUUGAGCCAGUCAGGCUUGGGAGUAACCCCAUUGUCCUUGAUGUUAGAAUCUUUCGUGUUGUACAAGCAGCAAUUCCGUCGAGCCAAGUGAGGCCAGACUAAGAAAAGUGGUGACACAAUACAUGCAUAAGGCUAGGACUUUUUUGGAGGCGGACAUAAGAUGAGUUUUGCAACUCUGUUCUUUCUCCUACCAUGUAGCUGUCUCAGAUUUUCCCUACCAAGGAUUUCUCAUGAAUUGCUCGGGUUUAUAACUUUGUUGACUUUUCAGUACUAGAGCUUCUUAAGAAUUUGUUGCUGGGAAAACUAUUCUCCAAGGUAUUAUGCAUAGAUGUCUAUAUAGAUUGACAGUUUAUGAAGUUGCAUCUCUGUUUUUUAUCUUCUGAAGCUUUGGUGUCAAGUAUAUUGGUUUUAUGCGUUGAUUGCAAUGUCAAGUAUCUAGUGUGUAUUCCUGGCUGGUACUUCUCAUGAGUCAAAUUGAAGUACUUAUUGAUCGGA